This is a messenger RNA of Frankliniella occidentalis (western flower thrips), 2429 nucleotides long. Its product is annotated as glucose dehydrogenase [FAD, quinone]-like. NCBI's taxonomy places the organism in Eukaryota, Metazoa, Arthropoda, Insecta, Thysanoptera, Thripidae. The record is from RefSeq and is a predicted model, not a curated record. Gene Ontology annotation, molecular function: flavin adenine dinucleotide binding; oxidoreductase activity, acting on CH-OH group of donors. The transcript has 8 exons. Bases 49 to 1920 code for a protein of 623 amino acids.
GGCCGGCGCGCGCGGCAGACGAGCGGGGGCCUCCUCCCCGCCACCACCAUGAGCUCGUUCACGACCCACCCGCCGCUGCCGGUCGGCCAGGGCUGUGCCGACACGGCCCUCGGCGCGUCGUACGUCGCCUUCCUGAACGUGCUGGUGGGCGUGAUCAACGCGCGCCUCGAGCGCGAGCGCCGGCAGCGUGUGGAGCGGGCGCGCCGCGACCGCCCCGGGGAGUACGACUUCGUGGUGGUGGGCGGCGGCACGGCCGGCUGCGUGCUGGCGGCGCGCCUCUCGCAGGAGCCCGCCGUCUCCGUGCUGCUGCUGGAGCGCGGCGGCACCGAGCCACCGCAGGCCCGGGUGCCGGCCUUUGCGUCGUACGUGGUCCGGGCCAACAUGGCGGAGUUCAUGACGUCCACGGCCGAGCCCCAGAGCUGUAACGCCACGGGCUGCUCCUUCCCGGUGCCCUACGUCCUGGGCGGCGGCUCCUCUAUCAACGGCAUGAUGUUUAUCAGAGGCAGCUCAGUGGACUACGACGACUGGGCCAAGGCCACGGGUGACUCGGGAUGGAACUCCACCAACAUGCUCGCUCUGUACAAGCGCGCCGAGAGCAACCAGGACCCGGCCAUCGCGCAGGACACCGAUUACCACUCCCAGGUUGGACCACAGCCCGUGUCGUGGCAACGCUUCCGCCACCCCUCGCUGCAGGUUCUGUCUCAGGCCAUGGAGGCCACCGGGCUCCCCUUCCGCCUGGACGUGAACGGAGAGUCACAACUGGGCCACUCCUUCGUGCAGACGUCGACGAAAGACGGAGAGCGCUGGAGCACGUAUAGGAGCUACCUUCUACCCGCGCUGGGGAGGCCCAACCUGCACGUCGAGACGUUCGCCAAGGCCACCCGGGUUCUGUUCGAGCAUCGCUACAAGGGCAAGCCGACGGCCGUUGGGGUCGAGUACACGGACGCAGCCGGGCAGGUGCACACCGCCAGAGCGAGGAAGGAGGUGGUGCUGACCGCAGGGACCCUCCACACUCCGCAAAUACUGCAGCUCUCCGGAAUCGGCUUGGCCUCGGAGCUGCAGAAGCUGAACGUGACUCAGCUUGUUGAGCUGCCGGUGGGCGAGCAACUGGAGGACCACGCGCGUGCGGCGGGGCUGGAGUUCUCGUGCGGCCCGCCGCUGUGCGUCGUGGACGCGGCGAGCCGGCGUCGUGACCUGGCCCUGUACAGGCGCUCCCGCCGAGGCCCGCUGGCCGAGGGGCAGGCGCUGCAGUACGGCGCCUUCCUGCGCACGAACUUGGACCCGCCCGCCCCUGCCGGCGCGGGGCCUCCAGCCAAGCAGCCCGACUUGCAAAUCCUGUUCCUCGGCGCUCUCGAUAUGGACAAUGGUGCACGGUGCCUUGACAACGAUGCCUGGCGAUGGAACCGCGUCAAGUGGAUGCCCGCCGUGCUGCACCCCCGCAGCCGCGGACGGGUACGCCUCAAUGCUUCGGAUCCCCUCGGGCAGCCCAUCGUGGAGUUCGGCUAUCUCAGUGACGAGGGCAACCACGACCUGGCCGUCAUGGUGGAGGGCCUGAGAAUGGGCGUGGUGCGUCAGGACACCUUGGCCAAGCUCGGACUUACUAUCAACAAGGACCCCAAGCUCUCCCCCUCCUGCAGCCAUUUGCUGUUUGGAUCAGACGAACACCUGGCUUGCCUGGCUCGGACCACGACCGCGACCCUCUGGCAUUGGACGGGGACGUGCCGCAUGGGCCGCGAGGGCGACGAGACGGCCGUCGUGGACCCAAAGCUGCGCGUCAAGGGCGUGCUGGGUCUGCGGGUGGCCGACGCGUCUGUCAUGCCUUCUGUGCCGAGCGGCAACACCAACGCGCCCACCAUCAUGGUUGCCGAGCGCGCCGCCACCCUCAUCCUCAGUGACCACGGCUUGCCACGCGACGAUUGACUAGAAGCCUAGUCCACAAGAAAGUGUUCGAGGGUAAUAUCCCGCUGGGAUAGUACUGGAAAGCUCAACUGCAAGGUGUUCGGGAAAGUUCUUCACGCUUGACCUGGGAUAGUAAAAGACGGUAAAAAGUUUCUAGAUAAGCAGCACGACGCAUCCUACAAACAAAGUUCGAUCUUAGGCCGGACUAUGUGUUUUUUACAGCCUGGACUGUACUUCGGAGUGCAGUCUUGCAUGUAUUUUAAUUCUUGGUAAAAAGUUUAAAAUAAGAAUUGAAAAAGGCCGUUAUAGAGGACCAUAGUGAGACAAAAUCUACAAAAAUGCAUUUGACAUUCCCACCCACUAGGUCUAGCAUUACAGUCCGACUAAACUUUAAUUUUACAGUCCACGCUGUAACAGAUCAGACCGCAAAUUUGAAUACAAUCUGAUCGUGUUCUACAAUACAGUGCAAACUGUCAUAGGUGGUACCAGGUGCGACUGCCCGGGUGAAACGGUUUGUAUACAACUCACUA